AUGAAUCGCGUGUUCUUCCGUGCAGCCCACUCAGCUGCUGCUCGAAAAGCACUUCUGGAGAAAAUCAUACGGGUGGAUCACGCCGGCGAACUUGGAGCAGAUCGUAUUUAUGCUGGACAAAUGGCUGUUCUUCAAGGAUCUCCCGUUGCCUCCGUGAUAAAGAAGAUGUGGGAUGAAGAAAAACAUCACUUGGACAUUAUGGAAAGACUCGCUGCGAAGCACGAUGUCCCUCAUACUGUUUUCCAGCCGAUCUUCAGUGUCGCAGCAUAUGCCCUAGGUGUGGGCACAGCACUUCUUGGUAAAGAAGGAGCCAUGGCAUGUACGGUUGCUGUAGAAGAGGUGAUCGGACAACAUUAUAACGACCAGUUGAAAGAACUAAUCGCCGACGAUCCGGAAGCCCAUAAAGAUCUUCUCGAAACACUUACGAAGCUGCGAGAUGAUGAAGUAAAUCACCAUGAUACUGGGGUCAAAUAUGAUGGACCCAAGGUAAUAUUAGUUCCAGACGAACUGCAUUACCUGUAA
Messenger RNA from Cooperia oncophora, 522 nucleotides. NCBI's taxonomy places the organism in Eukaryota, Metazoa, Nematoda, Chromadorea, Rhabditida, Trichostrongylidae. The record is from the annotation of a GenBank genome assembly.